UAACUCGGAGGUGCGCAUGUGUCAGCCGCUAGUUUCACUCAAAUUUAAUUGGCAUCCGACCAUAAAUCUUUUUUUGAUCGAACACAAACAGCUCGACAUAACGAUAUUGAAAAAUGAAGUACUCUGCUGCUGCUCUCUCCCUGGCAUCGGCCCUAUUGGCCGCCCCCGUUGCCGCACAGCCUGCGAUCUCCGUUCAUGGAAGUGGAACCACCAACCCUUCGAAGUGCUACUGGACAAUCAUGGACCAGAUGCAAAUCCAAUCCAAGAACCCCAUCCGUAUGACUUAUCGCGCCGUGGGAUCCUCUACCGGACAGGCCGAGUUCAUCGGGGAUGGAGUCCUAUCGGACAACAUGUUCGGUAGUGGUGAUAUCCCAUUGAGCCAAGAGAAGUUUGAUUCUCUCGCUCAAGGUAGCUUCUUCCACUUGCCUGUACUCCUCGGAGCGAUUACUUUUUUCCACUCUGCGCCCGUCGGAGACCAGAAACUCAACCUUUCUGCUUGCACCUUGUCCAAGAUUUUCAAGCGCGAGAUCACUGAUUGGAAUGACAGUGAGAUCAUACUCGCCAAUCCAAAUCUCGAUUUGCCAAGACCCGCGCCAAUCACUGUUGCGCAUCGCGUGAAGGGUAGUUCGUCGACCGCAAGUAUUACCCAGUACCUCAACCAAGCCUGUCCCGAGGAGUGGCCUGAGGAACUGGUUGGAAAAACCAUUGACUGGGAUGUUGACACCAUUGGGUGCGAAGGUUCCGGAGGAAUGUCUGCCUGUAUCAAAGACAUUCCCGGAACCAUCGGUUACAUUGACAUGGGUCACGGACAUUCGGAAGGCUUGGCUGAGAUUGAACUGCAGAACGCCGCUCAAAAGUACAUCAGCACCAAAGAAGCUGCUGAACUCGGAGGUAUUAUGGCUGCAGCCGAAAAUGCCGAUCUUCCUGAUACUUUGCAGGGUAGCUUUGCCAACGUCAACCUCUUGAACCAGGUGAGUUUUGUAUAAACUUGAAUCUAUGUGGAAGUCAAACCGAACACAAAGCCGUGUGCAAAUUUUCUUUUCACCCAUACCAAAAAUUGACGUCGAACAUUUCUAUAACUGCGUUCUUCGGUAAUUUCAGGGCGGUUCCAACACCUGGCCUAUCACCGCGAUGACGUAUAUUUAUGUCAAAAAGGAUUUGACCUUCAUCGAGGAUCCUGCUGCCCAGUCAUUGGUAAAGGCCUUCCUUAGAGCUGUUUAUUCCGACGAUUACAUCCCACAAUGCGAAGAAGAAUUUGGUUUCGUCCGCAUCGGCGGUGAACUCCGAGAAAAGGCUCUUGCUGCCAUCGAGACAAUUACCACCUCUCCUGGAGCCCCCGAAUGGUCUUUUGAAAUCGAUACGCAAAAAAAUGCCGGUCAGUCCGACUAUGUCAUCUCUAAAAAGCGCAAAUCGUACAGCGAACUCGAGCAAGACAAGUUGGUAGAAAUGAUGAACAAAAUGUCCUUCCGUAUCGACCAAUUGGAGGCCCAGAAUGCCGCACUCAUGUCCCAAGAAACCGUCUCGGCGACACCCGUGAGCUCGUCACCCGCUAGUUCAAAACCCGCAAGCUCUGAUUUCAUGAAAACCUCUAGCAGCACUGGUGCCUUCGGGACCUUUAUCGACGAAGAGUUGGACGAAGAUCAACAGGUUAAGACCGCCUUGAUCAUGAGUUCUGUCUCGAUCGCACUGUGGGUCGUCGCGGUUCUUGGCAUGAUCGUGAAGUACGCGAGUGGAAGCACUGCUUCUAAGGCAUCCAAACCAGAAGAGAUGAUGGAAGCCGGUAUGAACUGAUGAGGCAAACAGCCACUCAGCCACGAAGAAGAGACUCUUGAGGAAGAAAACGAUCCAAUCCGAUUGAACAGUAUCGAAGGGAAUAAGUUUUUGUUGCGAUGACAGUGUUGGGACGGUUGCAACAAAAUCGGAUGUGCAACGAAGAGUUGUUGGCGUAUUCUACCCAUUUGUCCUUCUUGGCGAAAUCAAACGAGACAUGAUACUAUCAUCAUGACUCGAUAUAAAUAUUUAUGCUCAUUUGUGUUGGGAGAACUAGCAUGGCUGAAUGAAUUCCAGGGCGAUUCCUUUCGAUUAAAACUCCGCGUAGAUCACUGCAUCCUUGGGACGAAAAUGCAACGCUAUCUCUAUUGAAAUUAUAACUUUAAAUAAUCAUUUACGUUCGUU
This is a messenger RNA of Pseudo-nitzschia multistriata, 2175 nucleotides long. Lineage: Eukaryota; Bacillariophyta; Bacillariophyceae; Bacillariales; Bacillariaceae. The record is from the annotation of a GenBank genome assembly.